AUGAGUUCAAAAACCUUUAAAUAUCUUCGUCGUGAAGGUGCAUCGUCUCGAUAUUGCGGUGUCCCGUCCUGUAAAAUGUCCUCAAGAUUUAAUUCUGUGAUUAGUUUCCACAGUUUCCCUUUGAACAAAGAAACACGCAAAAAGUGGCUUCAGAAUAUCAAGCGUGAGGAUUGUAAUGUAACUCCUAAUACAAUAGUCAGCAGUCGACACUUCAGGACUGAGGAUUUCAUUGAGCUAUCGACUCGCACAGCACGCAGACUGCUGAAGAAGGGCGCCGUGCCCACGCUGUUCACGAGGAACACUUCAGCACCAAAGCGCUCCGGGUUAUGGAGGAAGAGACGCGUCACGUCUCCUUUAAAACAAGAUCCCGCACCCACGGGCUUCCAGCAUCAGGAGCAUGAUUAUUGUUCAUCUCUCGUUCAGGAUCAUCUGAAAGUGGAUGAGACCGAAGUUCUCAGAGAGGAGGUCGAGCGCCUGAAGAGGCAGGUUGCAGAGUUUUCUGUCCUUCAGAGGUUUUGUUUGGGGCGAUUUGCUGCAUCUGUUUCUUAA
Carassius auratus (goldfish) is the source of this 549-nucleotide messenger RNA. Its product is annotated as THAP domain-containing protein 2-like. The record is from RefSeq and is a predicted model, not a curated record. The transcript has a single exon. Lineage: Eukaryota; Metazoa; Chordata; Actinopteri; Cypriniformes; Cyprinidae. Bases 1 to 549 code for a protein of 182 amino acids.